AUGUUCUACCGCAGCCCUGAAGAGAGGCAAAAUGGCAUCCAUCUACACUCUGUAGAAGACGAUGCGAUCUACAAGGCCUCGUUUAUUCGCUACCGGAACGCCGCUAUGCCGAAUCUACUGUCCCAAAUUGUGCAACUCUGCACGGAAACUACCGAAUUAGACUCUCGCUGCAGCAUACCCCAGGUCUUCAUCAACAGGCCCAUGCUAGACGAAUACAUCAGGAUCAGCGGGACGUAUGCAGGUGGCCUAGAAACCGAUACUCCACAGCCUUGGGAGUCGCAGACUGCUCUCUGGGAGUUCAUCUCAAAGACAUCGUUCGCUCGAGUCACUCUGGGCAGCGGAAAUUUCCCAUCACCGCCCUCUGACGACGAGCGUGCAGAGUUGAUGCUGCUGCAGCGACUCAUUCAGCGUCGACUGGCUAGAGCAAACGAUGGUAAUUUAGACGAUGGCACAGCGUAA
Messenger RNA from Alternaria triticimaculans, 459 nucleotides. RefSeq lists its product as uncharacterized. The record is from RefSeq and is a predicted model, not a curated record. The transcript is spliced from 2 exons. The coding region runs from base 1 to 459 and encodes 152 amino acids. NCBI's taxonomy places the organism in Eukaryota, Fungi, Ascomycota, Dothideomycetes, Pleosporales, Pleosporaceae.